Molecule: messenger RNA, 531 nt
Organism: Aureobasidium subglaciale EXF-2481
Lineage: Eukaryota; Fungi; Ascomycota; Dothideomycetes; Dothideales; Saccotheciaceae
Exons: 2
Coding region: 72-386 (104 amino acids)
Source: RefSeq, a predicted model, not a curated record
GAGCGAACGCUGUGCAUCUUCAUGGUAUUUGAUACAUCUACGAACACAUUCCCGCAUUUUACAUCUCCAUCAUGUCUGCAAACAACUUCACUGGCACCAACCCCACUGGGGCUACCCACACCACCACUGGCGCCGCCAACCCCACAACCACAUCUACUACCACUGGCGGUAACAAGGGUGCUGAGGUUGGUCAAGGACUAAAGGGCCUGUUUGCCAAGGGUCAUGGCAUUGGCGAAUCUAUCCGCGGCAACAUCAACGGAGCCAUUGACGGAUUCACUGGUGACAACGCCUCUCUGGCAAAGAAUGAGCAAGUUGCUCGCGGUGGUGAACAGGAGUUCAGAACUGGAGACUUUGUCAAGAAGGGCACCACCGACAAGGCCCUGUAGACACGAGUGCCACAUCCUUCCUCUGCUCCACAUUAUGAUACCCAACCUCGAUACAUAGAUAUCAUCAGCAAUGAACAACCUAACGACACAAAUCGACGACGCAAUGAUGUUUUGAGCCUUGACGUGUGAUUGAACAUGGACGUUG